ACACAGUUUCAGAUAUAAACGAAGUGAUAUGAAACACAGAGAGUUGGUCGUAAUAUUCUUUAUAUCAGUGAAAUAAAUUAUAAUGUGAAUAUUGAAUGAAGGCUGCUGUUAAGAAAAAGUUUAACUACUUAUUUUUGAUGCAGGAUUUGCAUUUUUCGAUUCAGUUAAUGUGAUUCUCGAUAUCAUUGACAUCAGAUUGCUGUAUGAUUAUUCAAAAAUUUCACAUGGUGCUCACUGAAUUAUUUGUCAAUGAUAAGUGAAAAUUCCAUUUAGUCAAUUCUUUGCACAUGAAAUGAUAUAGUAAUAUAAAAAUACUUGAAAUAUUUUUCCGAUCAUUUCUAGAAGAACAAAUUGAUAAAAGUGAAUUGUGUAUUUUGAACAGUUUGAAAACGGCAAUAAUAACUGAAUUUGUAUUCAAUUGACUGAUAAUUGUCGAUAAGAUAGCUAUAUCAUCUAUUUAUUAUAGUCAAGAUUCAGAAGAUUCAGUCAAUCACAUCAUUAAUAACAUGGCAAUCGACGAUUUACAUCCAAUUAUUUUUGCGGCCAGUUUGUUCUGUGGAUUUUUUUUAUGGCGAAUUCUGAAAAUGGCUUCCAAACCGAUGACAACAAACAGUGGAUCAAGAAUCGAAAAUAAACUUAUCGAAUGUUGGAUUAUGCGGAAAAUUAGUCAGUGGAAGCAUCAAAAUACGACUAAUGAUGUUUACAAUGAAGAGAGAUUGGACAACAAAUACUUUAAGUUUUUUGGUUGUAAUCAAAGCGGGGAGGCAAUUUUCGUUGAAUUUAAAAAUAAUGACGAUUUUCAGAAUAUUAAUUUUAUAUUGAGACUCAAGGACGGCACGUAUUUGACAAUACCAGAACAAUUACCGAACGCAAUUACAAAUUAUCAUCAGAGUUUCUCGUCCAGGGGUGUAACGAUACAACGAAUUUUACCGUAUUAUAAGUGGAGAAUUACCUUUAACGGUUUGAUUGAUUUCAAAAAAUCUGGCACACAAAAUGACACAAAUGAACUACAACAUGUUUCAUUUUCAUUUUUUUGGACUGCAGCAUCGGACCCAUUGAGUUGGCCAAACAACUGGAGCCCAAAACUUUUAACUCGUGCAUUUGGUCAUGUUGAACAAUUAGAGUAUCAUUUAAAUGAAUUAUUGAUAUCCGAUAAAGGAUUUGACCAAUUUGGUUCAUUAUUUGGACAAGUAACCAUAGAAAAUGGAGACUCAACAGAAAAAUUUGAAUUAAAUCUACCUGGAGUUCGAACAAGUCGUCAGAUAGACGAGAAAACUACGAAUCAUUCACAAAGUACAUGGUCUCUGGUGGCUUCGUGCAAAGAUGGCCUUGUUUUAUCGCUAUCAGCACGAGACAUUGAAAACGAAAACAAAGUUUACUCGGGUUGUGUGCGAAUGCCAAGUAUGAAUGUACAUCGUAUCAAUGAUGUUAAUCUGAAUGCGUCUGAUUUUGUUGCAACGAAGUCACCCAAAGAAAUACAUUUCAAUAUCAAAGCAACCAACAAAACGUUCAAAUCAAUUGUUCGUAUUGCACCCAAUUCAAGUCAAACAAUUCACAAUGCUGGAUAUUUAACAACUAAAACACCAUUUACAAUAGAUAUAAAUAAUGAAUGUGGGUACGGAUUCGUGAUAUCGUCCUCAAAAAAUUCGACUUGGAAUCGAAUUGUCGAACCAAAGCGAGACAUAUUGAAAUUGCGAAAUGUCCGGAAAUUGGAUACAGUAACCUUAUUUUUCAAUGAACCCGAUGCACAGUGUGAACAACUUUGCGGCGGAAAAGCAUCUUCUUUGGCUUACCUUACUCAAUUAUCGAACAAUGAACGCCAUCAAAAACAUAAUUUUGUGGUACCACAGGGUUUUAUAUUGACCACCGAUGCAUUUGAUAUUCAACUAAAAUCCAAUCGUCGAGUCUAUGAAGCGAUUUCCAACAUUGAAAAUAUUGCAUACAAGCGAAACAAUGGAAAUUUAGAAAGUGCUUGCGAGGUGGUGUCAAAACUUUUCACGGAUACACCAAUUGUAGAGGAAAUAGCAGAUGAAAUCAAAAGAGCUUAUUUAAUUCUUAAGAAUAAUACUGGCUCGUCAUUAAAAGUGGCCGUUAGAUCGUCUGCAAUCGGCGAAGAUUCAAUGGAAUCAUCAUCAGCCGGUCAAAAUGAAACUUUUCUCGGUAUUCAAAAAAUCGAUCAAAUUUUAUGCGCCAUCCAAAAGUGUUGGGCUUCCUUGUUUACUGUACAAAGUGUGACCUACCGGAUUCAAAAUAUUCAGCCGAUUAAUACAAAAAUGUCAGUGGUGAUACAGACAAUGGUAGCAGCAGAUUGUGCCGGCGUUUUGUUUACGCAGCAUCCUGUCUCAAAUGAUCCAAGCAAACUAUUAAUCACUGCUAAUUAUGGCUUGGGUGAAUCGGUGGUUUCGGGUUUGAUUGAUCCAGAUAUGUUUAUUGUUCAACGUUCUUAUAAAAAUAACAACUUGAAGAUUGUAGAAAAAAAAUUGGGUGGAAAACAACAAUUUGUUCAUAUGUCCAUGGAUAACGUCAAUAGUUCCGAAGUCAAUGAUACUUUACGAAAACAGCUAUGCUUAACUGAUGCGAACUUGCUAAAGUUAUGUGAAAUUGGCAUCCAUCUUGAAGAAAGUUAUGGUUCACCCAGAGAUAUUGAAUGGGCAAUUCUCAAUGACAAAAUCUACUUACUUCAAUCCCGUCCAAUGACAUCGACUAAAGCAUUCAGUUCUUGGGAAUUAUUGCAUGAGUUCGAUACCGCUGUCAUGAGUGAAUAUGAUUACUUUUCUUUUGGGAAUGUCGGCGAAGUCAUGUCACAAACUGUAUCGCCUUUAACCAUAUCGGCAUUGAUGCCGUCAUUCGAAAAGGGCCUAUUGAAAAACUUUCCGGUUUAUAAAGAAUCAAAAUUUUUCGAACAAAUCAUGGCCAUUUCGCAUAACCGAAUGGCAAUCAAUGUGUUUAGUGUUUUUCUGCGAAUGGUGAAGCGUGAAAUAACAAUGGAAAACCGUGUUCAUGGCAUAGCAAUUAUGGGUCAUGAAUUUAUCACAGAUGAAAUUCAUAAAAUAGGCGCGCAUCGCUAUGGAUAUGCCAACAAAUUAACCGAACUAUGGAAUAUGUGGGCGGUUUUAAAAGUGGGUUGGAACGGAAAACCACGAGUUGAACAACUUAAUCAAUUCAUGGAAAAAUUCAUUGGAACAUAUAAUCGACGUAAUUUACGUGUAUUUCAAUCGCUUAAAGAACUUUAUGAAGAUAUUACACUGAAAAUUGGCAAGGACUUUGCGUACGUGCAAAGCGUACAUGGAGCAACUACGAUGAUUGGGACUGUUUAUCAAAUUAUCAUAUUUUCGGCAUUGGCCGAAGGAAAAAAAGAAAUUACCAAUGAAUAUUUACAAGACGUGACUUUGUUAUUGAGUUCAUGUAAAAACGCUGAAUCGGCCGAAAUUCCAGUUUUAUUAGAAGAAAUGGCAUCAACACUUUUACGGUGUAACAGUUCUAAGGCGAUGGAAUUUUGCGACAUCAACUCAGAUAAAGGCAUUGCCUGGCUUACCGAAAAUUGUAUUACGGCAUAUACGCUAUUUGAAUUGUUCAUAGAACGUCAUGCACAUCGCGGUUUUCAAGAGUUUGAUUUUGGAUAUGAGACGUGGGGAAUGAAUCCGUCAUUGGUGAUUGAAAUGCUGCAAAAAACGAUUCGAAACCGAAACAUGAAAGGAUCCCAGAGAAAAUGUACCGAAAAACGAACAAAUGAAGAAAUUUUGGCCGAAUUAAAAACACCGUCUAAAUCAUCAACAUUGCGAACGAUUCGUUUCUUCUUGCCACGUUGCCAAGAUUUCGUCGAAUUGAGGGAAAAGACUAAGAGUCAACUUGUCGCUUACAUACAUGAGCUGCGCAAGGCUUAUUGUUAUUUGGCCGAAAAAAUGCAAGAACAAGGAUUAUUGCCCGACAUGGAUUUGAUAUUUUAUUUAACACAUCAAGAAAUUGGCACAAUUCUUGAAGAUCGCAAACGAAGUGAUUUAAUAAUAAAGGCAACUCGUCGUCGUCGUUUGUUUCCCGAAUGGAAAAAAUUACGUUUCGACGAAUUUCAAUGGGGUUGUAUGAAACCAAAGAACAAUGAUCAAGAUACAAUUUAUUCAAAUUGUGAAAAAGUUAAUGGAACACCAGUAUGUGAAGGAAAAAUAACGGGUAGGGCUUGUGUUGUAAAAACAUUUGCUGAAGUUUCAAAGAUUAAAGCUGGAGAUAUUUUGAUUACAUAUUGUACUGAUAUUGCAUGGAGUCCCUAUUUCCCGAUCUUAAGCGGUGUCGUUACCGAACUUGGUGGUUUAAUUAGCCAUGGAGCGGUAGUAGCGAGAGAAUAUGGGCUGCCCUGUAUUGUGGGAGCAACAAAUGCCACUAAUAUAAUUUGUGACGGGGAACAAAUCUGUAUGGAUGCAAAUACUGGUGUUAUUACCAAAUUGGGAAUAGAAAAUCAAAUAGAAAUUACGUAAAGUUUUUAAACUCUAAAAUCAUUUCAAUGUUUGCUAUUUAAUUUUCAAUAAAAGAUAAAGCCAAA
Molecule: messenger RNA, 4534 nt
Organism: Contarinia nasturtii (swede midge)
Lineage: Eukaryota; Metazoa; Arthropoda; Insecta; Diptera; Cecidomyiidae
Exons: 16
Coding region: 507-4469 (1320 amino acids)
Biological process (GO): phosphorylation
Molecular function (GO): kinase activity; ATP binding
Source: RefSeq, a predicted model, not a curated record